Peromyscus californicus insignis is the source of this 5598-nucleotide messenger RNA. It is a transcript of the gene Znf574, whose product is annotated as zinc finger protein 574. The transcript is spliced from 2 exons. Gene Ontology annotation, cellular component: nucleus. The record is from RefSeq and is a predicted model, not a curated record. Lineage: Eukaryota; Metazoa; Chordata; Mammalia; Rodentia; Cricetidae. Gene Ontology annotation, molecular function: DNA-binding transcription factor activity, RNA polymerase II-specific; RNA polymerase II transcription regulatory region sequence-specific DNA binding. Bases 2630 to 5350 code for a protein of 906 amino acids. Gene Ontology annotation, biological process: regulation of transcription by RNA polymerase II.
GGAACAUGACAGUUGGUGCUGAAGGCUGAGCCCGUGACUCACCACCACCCCCAUGCUCGUGAUGGGGAGGAGACACUGACACUCUCACGUGCAGCCCCCAGCACAUGUGACUACAUGCCUUGCACACACAGUUGGCACGUGGCAGCUCAGACUACACCAAGCCUAGCAUGGUGAGCUCUGACUCUGUGGGGCAUGCCCAACAUGUGCCACGUCUGACCCUAAAUUAGAAGCACUGAUUUUGUUAUACCCCUUCAUCCUCUGGGGUUAACACCUACAGUCUCCUUAACUCUGCUCCCACCGAGCUUCUGGCCAGUACUUCAUGCCUGCCUCUAGGUCUUUGCUGAUCCAGGUACCUUACCAUCUACCCUCUUUCGUCACAAUCCAUCCCAAAAGUCCCAGCCCAGCACUACCACCAGAAUGUCUGACCAGGCCUCAGCUUCCUCUGCAGGGACAGGGUCUCGCCAGCUCAAAUUAAGUUGGGAUGUCCAACCAGGUUUACAGAAGGAGCCUGGAGAGCUAAGCUGGAACCUCAGGAGGGAAAAGGAGGCCUCAACAGGAACAAAACGUGACCCGAGAGUACAGAACCUACCCAAAGGUAGAGCCUGGUUUGCACUUUGGCUCCUACACAGGUGACUUCACACCAAGGGCAAACCCAGACUCCAUUAGAGAGCAGCCAGGCCCUGACCUUAGAACUCACCGAUUCCCACCAACUGCUUUAUUCACCUUUAUCUUUUAUUUUUAAAAUCUGCAGCCCUGCUGCCUCCCCUCAUCCUUCCCCCACCCCCAUCCUUUGCUUUGCCCUGAAGUCAACCAUUUGCCCUAUGACCACAAACAACCUAGCCGCUAGGGAAUUGAGUAUGGACCUAGAGAGGGAAUUCUCUCCGGGGGUCGAAUGAUGGCCCCAGUUUCUUAGUACCUCAGGUAAUUGUUGUUCCCUAAGAGGGUUGAUCAGAUAAUUAAAUAAUGCAUGAAAAGCACUGGGCAGAACCCCUAGUGUCACCUAACACACUCAGAUGUCAGCUAAAUUAGGUACCUUGAGAUCCUAAUAAACAUAAAAUACUAAAAAUAAUUCCUCGAGCCAGGCGUAGUGGUGCACAUCUUUAAUCCCAGCAGGCAGAAGCAGGUGGAUCUCUUGAGGCCAGCCUGGUUUACGUAGAGUUCCCGGGAAGCCAGGAUUACAUAGAGACCCUAUCUCAAAAAAUAAUACUGUCUAUAUAGCAGUGUUUACUUAGGGCUUCACAGCCCAGGGACAAAGACUGCCAUUCUUUGUCCCAGGAAAAAAACUGAGACACAGUGGAGUUGUUAAGCCCAAAGUCACAGGAAGUCCAGGGCCAGCAUUCAGGCCAAGCAGCCUAGUUUCAACACGUGGGCCUGCUGUUAGGGAGUCUAGUGAGAAGUUAGGACACCCAGUCAGAUCCCACUAGAAGAGCACACAAAAGGUGACAAGGGAAUAGUCAGACCUGUAUCUGGUUCUGUGUUCAAUCGCCCAGGUUUUUGGCUUCAGAUGGGGAAAUGACCCAACUCCAAGACUCUUUUUCUCAUCUGAGAAAUGAGGGACAGAGUUUAUCAAGUGCACCUCUGAUGGCUCCCCUGACCUUGGAUUCAAGGAGGAGCUUCCAGAAAACUUUGGUGUCCAAAUCUGGAGUCCAAAUAUAGACACUGAACGUCUUCUCAGUCACUUUCCACCUAUUUUUAUUCUUUCUAGAUGUGUGUGUCUGUGUGUGUGUGCACAUGCAAGCACACACAGUUUUCAAGAGGCGGGACAAAGCAGUAGGCGCCAUCUUGGAGGCGCCCAGCAAGCACUGGUGCAGGGUUUUGGGCAAAGUGGGGGAUAUUGAGGCACACAAUGCUCUGAAGGCCUGAGAAUUGCAGCCCAAGAACCCCCGAGGGCCGGUGGCAGAAAAUUAAACACCACUUGGCAGUCAGAUCGAGUGAAAGGGGGAAAACAAGGCUAAAGACUUUUAAUUAAGGCGGGGAUUAAAGAGGGGAAAAAUAAGGAAGGGUGGGAUGGAAAGGAAAUGUUAAGAGAGGAAGUCUAGGGGAAGAGGAAAACCUGGAGGGUUUUUUGUUUUUUAUUUAUUUUUUCAUUUUUCUUUAUUAAGAAAUUUUCUCACUCCACAUACCACCCACAGAUCCCCUCCUCCCUCCUCCCACCCCCCCAGCCCUCUCUCCUAAGCCACCCCACAUCCCCCAAAUCAAGGUCUCCCAUGGGGAGUCAGCAGAGCCUAGCACACUGAGCCUAGGCAGGUCCAAGCCCCUUUCCCACUGCACCAAGGCUGUGCAUGGGGUCACACCACAGGCACCAGAUUCCCAAAAGCCUGCCCAUGCACCAGGGACAGAUCCCGAUCCCCCUGCCUGGGUGCCCCCCCAAAUAGUUUGAGCCAAACAACCGUCUUCCGUAUCCAGAGGGCCUAGUCCAGUCCUGUGGGGGCUCCACAGCCAGCAGUCCACAGUUCAUGGGCUUCCACUAGUGUGGCCAGUCAUCUCUGCACGUCCUCCCAUCAUGAUCUCGACAUCACCCGUCUGCAGUAUCUCUCCUCUCUCUCAUGGAUUGGAUUCCCGGAGCUCAGCCUAGUGCCUGGCCGUGGAUCUCUGCAUCUGCCUCCAUCAGUCACUGGACAAAGGCUCUAUGAUGACAGCCCAGGGCCUUGUUGCUGCCAUGACUGAGGAGAGUGAGGAGACAUUCUUGUAUAUUGAGCAUCGCUAUGUCUGCUCUGAGUGCAACCAGCUCUAUGGCUCCUUGGAGGAGGUGCUUGUGCACCAGAACUCUCAUGUGCCCCAGCAGCACUUUGAGCUGGUGGGCGUGGCUGACCCUGGAAUCACGGUGGCCACAGAUGCAGCAUCAGGUACAGGCCUAUAUCAGACCCUCAUACAGGAGAGCCAGUACCAGUGUCUUGAGUGUGGGCAGCUGCUUCUGUCGCCUAGCCAGCUCCUGGAGCACCAGGAGCUGCACCUGAAGAUGAUGGCCCCCCAGGAGGCAGUGCCAGCUGAGCCACCACCCAAGGUGCCCCCCUUAAACUCCAGCACCAUUCAUUACGAGUGUGUGGAUUGUAAGGCUCUCUUUGCCAGCCAAGAACUGUGGCUGAACCAUCGGCAGAUGCAUCUCAGGGCCACGCCCACCAAGGCUCCUGCCCCAGUUGUCUUGGGGUCCCCAGUUGUCUUAGGCCCGCCUGUGAGCCAGGCCCGAGUGGCUGUGGACCAUUCAUACCGAAAAGCAGAAGAAGGUGGAGAAGGGGCUGCUGUCCCGUCUGCAGCUGCUGCCACUACUGAGAUGGUGACAGAGGUGGAGCUGCUCCUCUACAAGUGCUCUGAGUGCUCUCAGCUCUUCCAGCUGCCGGCCGACUUUCUGGAGCACCAGGCCACCCACUUCCCUGCUGUCCCAGAGGCUGAGGAGCCUGCUACAAAGCAGGAAACCCUGAUCCCCUCACCCACUGAGGUGCCAGUGUCUCUGCCUGAGCCCCUGCCAGCCUCUGACCAUAGUUACGAGCUGCGCAAUGGGGAGGCCAUUGGACGGGAUCGCCGCGGGCGGAAGCCCCGGAGGAACAACAAUGGAGAGCCCGGUGGGUCAGCCACCCAGGAACUCUUCUGCUCAGCCUGUGAUCAGCUCUUUCUCUCGCCCCACCAGCUACAGCAGCACUUUCGGAGUCACCAGGAGGGUGUCUUUAAGUGUCCCCUGUGCAGUCGUGUCUUCCCCAGCCCUUCUGGUCUGGAUCAGCACCUUGGUGACCACAGCAGUGAAUCUCAUUUCCUAUGUGUAGACUGUGGCCUGGCCUACGGCACAGAAGCCCUUCUCUUGGCCCACCGGCGAGCCCAUACUCCAAAUCCUCUGCAUUCGUGUCCCUGUGGGAAGACCUUUGUCAACCUUACCAAGUUCCUUUAUCACCGGCGUACCCAUGGGGCAGGAGGUAUCCCUUUGCCCCCAGCACCAGUUCUGCCAGAGGAGCCUGCUGUUAGCUUUCCUGAGCCAGCCCCUGCAGAGACUAGAGAGCCAGAGGCCCCAGAGCUCCCCACAACUGAGGAGAAUCCAGCAGAGCCUCCGGCUCCGGGCAUUUACCGCUGCCUCCUGUGUAGCCGUGAGUUUGUCAAGGCAUUACAGCUGACCCGGCACCAGCGUUUUGUGCACAGGCUGGAACGGCGCCAUAAAUGCAGCAUUUGUGGCAAGAUGUUCAAGAAGAAGUCUCAUGUGCGGAACCAUCUGCGCACACAUACCGGGGAACGUCCCUUCUCCUGCCCUGACUGUUCCAAGCCCUUCAACUCACCUGCCAACCUGGCCCGCCACCGGCUCACACACACAGGGGAACGACCCUACCGGUGUGGGGACUGUGGCAAGGCUUUCACUCAGAGCUCCACUCUGAGGCAGCAUCGCCUGGUGCAUGCCCAGCAUUUCCCCUACCGCUGCCAGGAGUGUGGACUGCGUUUUCACCGCCCUUAUCGUCUGCUCAUGCACCGCUACCACCACACAGGCGAGUACCCCUACAAGUGUCGAGAGUGCCCCCGCUCCUUCUUGCUGCGCCGGCUGCUAGAGGUGCACCAGCUUGUGGUCCAUGCUGGGCGCCAGCCCCACCACUGCCCAUCCUGUGGGGCUGCCUUCCCCUCCUCGCUGCGGCUUUAUGAGCAUCGCUGUGCAGCCGCCGCUGCCCAGGCCCCACGGCGCUUUGAGUGUGGGACCUGUGGCAAGAAAGUGGGCUCUGCUGCUCGACUGCAGGCCCAUGAAGCUGCCCACGCUGCUGCCGGUCCUGGAGAAGUCUUGGCUAAGGAGCCCCCGGCUCCCAGGGCCUCACGGGCCACUCGCACACCGGUCACUCCCUCCCCAACAGCCCUUAGUGGUGCAACCUCUGCUGCCCCUGCAGCCCCUGCCCGGCGGCGUGGCCUGGAAUGCAGUGAGUGCAAGAAGCUGUUCAGCACAGAGACAUCACUGCAGGUGCACCGACGGAUCCACACAGGUGAGCGGCCGUACCCAUGUCCAGACUGUGGCAAGGCCUUCCGCCAGAGUACCCAUCUGAAAGACCACCGGCGCCUACACACAGGUGAGCGGCCCUUUGCCUGUGAAGUGUGUGGCAAGGCUUUUGCCAUCUCCAUGCGCCUGGCAGAACAUCGCCGCAUUCACACGGGUGAACGGCCCUACUCCUGCCCUGAUUGUGGCAAGAGCUACCGCUCCUUCUCCAACCUCUGGAAGCACCGCAAGACUCACCAGCAGCAGCAUCAGGCGGCAGUGCGGCAGCAGCUGGCAGAGGCCGAGGCCGCCGUGGGCCUGGCCGUGAUGGAAACGGCAGUGGAGGCCCUGCCCCUUGUGGAGGCCAUUGAGAUCUACCCUUUAGCAGAGGCUGAGGGGGUCCAGAUCAGCGGCUGACUGGCCCCCAUUUUCCUCAGUAUCACCAACCCUUGAUGCUGAACACCUCAGACAGCCCCUUAAAACCUGUGUACAUAUUGUACCCCUCUCCUCUCUCCAUAUAAGUUCUGUAACUAAAUUUAUUCUCUUUUCUGAGGGUGUUGCUCUGAGGUCCUUGAUACAUAAAGGACCCCUCCCCCUCUCCCCACCUUCCACCAGUUUGGUGGUCUCAAAAUGAAGCAGUCAAUAAAGACUGAGUUGGACAUUUA